UCGCGAGAGCUUACGUACUACAUUGCCCAGAAGCCUCUGAGCAGCGGAGGACGCGGUAGUACGCAAGGUGGCCGGCCUCUACAAGGUGUAUUUCCGGGUUCACCGCCGAGGCCGACGGGAAUUGUAGCCUCGCGUCUUCUUGAAGCGAAUGGACGUUUAGGACAGAUCCAGCGCUUCCGCGGGAGCCGCCGGGAAUCGUAGUCCAGCACGCAGAGGCUGCCGGGAACUGUAGUCCGUUCAGCCUGCCCAGUCAGCGCCGCGCUGCCACCCCCACACUCGGAACUCAGAGCUGCCGCCCAGGGGGAUGCGGGAACCCCUGGUUCCGGGGAGCAAAGAGACAGGAGGGGUGAGCGGCGUUGCCAAGCAACGGGCCAGCGCCGCGGUUGGGGUGCCGAGGACGGAAUGUCCCAGGCCCCAGGAGCUCAGUCGAGCCCACCCUGCGUGUACCACGAACGACAACGCUUGGAGCUGUGCGCUGUCCACGCCCUUAACAACGUCCUACAGCAGCCGCACUUCAGCCAGGAGGCCGCCGACGAGAUCUGCAAGAGGUUGGCACCAGACUCCCGGCUGAACCCCCACCGCAGCCUGCUGGGCACCGGCAACUAUGACGUCAAUGUGAUCAUGGCUGCCCUGCAGGGGCUGGGCCUGGCCGCAGUGUGGUGGGACCGCAGGAGGCCCCUGGCCCAGCUGGCCCUGCCCCAGGUGCUGGGGCUGAUCCUGAAUCUGCCCUCGCCCGUGUCGCUGGGGCUGCUGUCCCUGCCACUGCGCCGCCGGCACUGGGUGGCCCUGCGCCAGGUGGGUGGCAUCUACUACAACCUGGACUCCAAGCUGCGGGUGCCCGAGGCCCUGGGGGACGAGGACGGUGUCAGGGCUUUCCUGGCAGCUGCUCUGGCUCAGGGCCUGUGUGAGGUGCUGCUGGUGGUGACCACGGAGGUGGAAGAGAAGGGCUGCUGGCUGCGGAUGGACUGACGCCCUGGAGGUGCCUGGCCCCGGAGUCCGCCACAGCCCGCCUGUCCUGUGCCGGGAAGGGCCAGAGGCCCACAGAGGCCAGCCCCACCUUCCCCGUGUCAUCCCCUCCCCCCAUGCCGCUGCUGCCUCCAUAAACCUGCUACUUUGCUCCUG
Messenger RNA from Echinops telfairi (small Madagascar hedgehog), 1122 nucleotides. RefSeq names its product Josephin domain containing 2 (gene JOSD2). Gene Ontology annotation, molecular function: cysteine-type deubiquitinase activity. The record is from RefSeq and is a predicted model, not a curated record. The transcript has 5 exons. Bases 403 to 969 code for a protein of 188 amino acids. Lineage: Eukaryota; Metazoa; Chordata; Mammalia; Afrosoricida; Tenrecidae. Gene Ontology annotation, biological process: protein deubiquitination.